CGAGCACUUUCACUUUCGGGGCUGUUUUCCGUCAGACGCCAGAGCAGGCUGGCGCGAGAGAGGACGGCGAGAAGGACCAGGAGGAGGAGCUGAUCUCGGAUAUGUGCGAUCGAUUUUUCGGAACCAAGAAGAAAGUGGAGGUGAAGCUGGAUCCCAACACCGCGUUCCCCACUCUGCUGAUCUCCCAAGACCAGAAAAGCAUGAGGCUCGGUGACCGCCCCCAGUACCUUCCCAGCAACUCCGAGCGUUUUGAUUUCCGGCCCUGCGUGCUGGGUGCCCCAGGCAUCACUAGGGGGCAGCUGGACUGGGUAGUGGAUGUGGGUGCCGGGAAAGGCUGGAUCGUCGGCGCCGCCCGGGAGUCGGUGGAGAGAAAGGGGAAUCUCUACAUAACGGCUGAGCGGGGGUUCUGGGGGCUGGAGUUUAACAAUGGGGAGUACCAGGCGCUCAGCACCCCUAAGACGACGCUUUUCUUACGGGCGUCUCUGCGCAGGAUCAAGGUGCAUCUAGACUACCUCCUUGGACAACUCUCCUUCUACAACAACGACACCAUGGAGCACAUCUUCACUUUCAACUACCCCUUCUCCGAGAAGAUGUUCCCCUUCUUCUUGACCUGGGACACGGACGUCCCACUCCAACUCUGCCUAUGUGACUGAGAGAACCUCCCCACCUUGCGUUUUGCAAGAGCAGGGAUGUUAUACUCCAGUGCCUGGCCAAAAUUCCAGCCCUGGGAAUGAGCCGCUGCCACCAGCCUAUGUAUGUCCACUUUCACUUUCACGUCCUGUCCAGAUUGGGUGCGUAGCCUCCUCGACUGUCUCGCGUGACUUUGUCAGGUGAUAUUUUGUGUUUCUUGACGUCUCCAGCUCUGUUAGCCAAGUUUUUUUUGUGAGAAUCUGUGCUUUCAUUUAAAAAAAAAAAAGAACUAGUUUUCUAACCCUUUGAGUUGCGGAGAAAACCUGUGAAAACCUGACCCAAGAAAGGUCAAAACCCAGAAGGCAAAUGUGGAAAAAAACCCUCCAAGGUUUAUUACUGUAUUUGUAAAAUCUUGUGAUUUUUUUUCAA
This is a messenger RNA of Gopherus evgoodei (Goodes thornscrub tortoise), 1059 nucleotides long. Its product is annotated as E3 ubiquitin-protein ligase TRIM7-like. Gene Ontology annotation, molecular function: protein binding. The coding region runs from base 102 to 653 and encodes 183 amino acids. NCBI's taxonomy places the organism in Eukaryota, Metazoa, Chordata, Testudines, Testudinidae. The transcript is spliced from 3 exons. The record is from RefSeq and is a predicted model, not a curated record.